Molecule: messenger RNA, 2353 nt
Organism: Doryrhamphus excisus (bluestripe pipefish)
Lineage: Eukaryota; Metazoa; Chordata; Actinopteri; Syngnathiformes; Syngnathidae
Product: heparan sulfate glucosamine 3-O-sulfotransferase 3B1-like
Molecular function (GO): [heparan sulfate]-glucosamine 3-sulfotransferase activity
Source: RefSeq, a predicted model, not a curated record
GGUUGCACUCACCUGUCAACAACACACACCUACAGCCACAGCCGUGAUUUCCGGGUUCGAACAUACUUUCUCGCUGCAGGUGUUUCCAAAGGCGGAUGAAGUCAUCGAUGUCUUCAUGGCAAGAAGACGACUCGGCGAUGUGCGCCUAGCAUGGCGGUGCCCACCGCAGCGACCACCCAGGGAUGGCGCUCAUCGGUGAACCGGACCCCCCAGUCCCGCACCGUGUCCCGGCGGUCGGCGCUCAUGCUGGGCUCCCUGCUCGCCGCUCUCCUCGUCCUGCUGCUGCUGACGCACCGCCUGGCCGCUACGACCGGCCGGCCGGCGGCGGAGCUCGACGCUGGCUCGGCGGUGUGGAGGAGGAGGCUGGAAGAGGCGACGGGCGACGCGGCCUCCGGGCGCUCCUCGCGGGCGCUCGCCGACGAGGCUGUCCCCCGGAGGGUGUCGCCGAGGUUCGCGGGUAGACUCGGCCCGCUCGGGGAGGGCACCAAGAAGCUGCCCCAGGCGCUCAUCAUCGGCGUGAAGAAGGGAGGCACCCGGGCUCUGCUGGAGUUUCUUCGGGUCCAUCCUGACAUCAGGGCCGUGGGGGCCGAACCGCACUUCUUUGACCGCAACUAUGACAAGGGCCUGGAGUGGUACAGGGACCUGAUGCCCAAGACCCUGGAGGGCCAGAUCACCAUGGAGAAGACCCCCAGCUACUUUGUGACCAAAGAGGCCCCGGCCCGGAUCCGGGCCAUGUCCCGGGACACCAAGCUGAUCGUGGUGGUGAGGGACCCGGUGACCAGGGCCAUCUCGGACUACACGCAGACGCUGUCCAAGAAGCCCGACAUCCCUUCUUUCCAGAGCCUGACCUUCAAGAACAGGACCACGGGGCUCAUCGACACGUCGUGGAGCGCCAUCCAGAUCGGGAUCUACGCCAAGCACCUGGACAACUGGCUGCAGUACUUCCCCGUGGAGCAGAUCCUCUUUGUGAGCGGCGAGCGGCUCAUCAGCGACCCGGCCGGAGAGCUGGGCCGCGUGCAGGACUUCCUGGGCCUGAAGCGCAUCAUCACCGACAAACACUUCUACUUCAACCAGACCAAGGGCUUCCCCUGCCUCAAGAAGGCCGAGGGCAGCAGCAAGCCCCACUGCCUGGGCAAGACCAAAGGCCGCGCUCACCCCGACAUCCACCCCGAGGUGGUCCGCAGGCUGCGAGACUUCUACCGCCCCUUUAACAUGAAGUUCUACCAGAUGACCGGACGCUUCUUCGUCUGGGAGGACUGACGGUGCCUCGCUGGGGAACAUCAGGGAGAACGUGAGGGACAUGGCGUCCGGACUCCAAAAUAUUAGCCAUCUUUGAAGAAGUGGGAAAUCGGGAUAAAGCCAGCAUUUAUAAUGACGUGCUUUUACUUUGAAAGGAUGGUUUGAUGGUUACAAGCACUUGCAGUGGAACCUUGGUUUUCCUCAUGGACCUUUUCCAUGAGGUCAGACGAAAAGAUGGCUAUGCUUACAUUACGGUACCUUAACCCCGGGACUCGCACUGGAGCCUUCGUGGUCCUGAUUCAGUCCGUCUUGCCGCUCACACUGACUCCGGAAUAAAAUGGUGUAAAAAAGAAUUAGCAAAAAUUAUUUUUUCAAUUUCAAAUAUUUUUUUUGCUUGAUUGGAUAAAAUGACACAAAUGUAGCAUUUUUAAUGCUUAUUUAAUUUGGCUAAAAAAAUUUGCAAAAGAAUUUCCAUAAAAUUGUGUAAAAAAAAUUUGCACAUUUUUUUUUUCAAUUUCAAAUAUUUUUUUUUUGCUUGAUUGGAUAAAAUGACACAAAUGUUGUCUCCAUUCCGUUUGACCGUACGAUAACUGAGACAACGCACCAAGAGCAAGGCAUAUUUUGGCCAAUGAUUGUCAUGGAAACCCGAGGUUCCACUGCAUCCGGAUCCAACAUUCAAACAAAAUCCUUUUCCGUGGAUUUCCAGAUCAUGGAUUAAUCACAUGUUAGAGCGUUGCCUUUAAAUCACAAAACCCUGACUUCUUUAGUUCUUGGUUUUUUCCCUGGAGACCAAGUAGUCCCGUCUUCCGUUGCCCAAGUACGCAGUCGUCCCACUUUGGGUCGGGGGUGUCGUCCCGGGAUGAUCAGACGCUACGGAAGGUCGUUUGUUGUUUGUGGUGUUUGUUUGGCGGUGAUACAGAUUGACAUUAGGAGUGAUUGAUUGCCAUAUCUAUAAAGUAUAAAUAUAUAAAUCUAUUUUAUAGCUGCUUUGGAAUCAUACCAGUUUUGUAUUGAAAAGAAAAGAAGUAUAGGAAGUAUUUUUGCAAAUGUAUUUAUUCCACACGUAUUUUCAAUACGCUUCAGCUUCCACCUAACAAAGUUAACGCUCACCCCA